CAUUCUAUCCUGCAUCAUCUUCAACCACAUAUACUAUAUAUAUACACCACUUACACACACACACAAACUCCAUAUCAUCGUCGUCAUCAUCAUGGAACCAAGAACCAUCAUCUUCAUUCUGUUAGUGACAACCUCCAUGUUUAUGCAACUUGAAGGUUCAAGACAUAGUAUACCUCACAUCAGUGUGAUGGGCAUGGUCUACUGUGAUGUCUGUUCCAACAACUCUUUCAACAACAAUCACAGCUACUUCUUGUCAGGGGCAGAGGUUAGGAUCGACUGCAAGUUCAAUGCAGUUUCACCAAGAACAGCUGAACAGAUAUCAGUCUCUGUAAACAAGACUACCAAUCGCUAUGGUGUGUACAGACUGGAUAUACCUUCUGUGGAUGGGAUCUACUGCGCUAGUGAAUCUGCUGUUAUGAACACGUGUAGGGCCAGUUUGAUUGCAAGUAGUUCACCACAAUGCAACGUGCCUGGUUUCAUAACCACUUCUGAUGAGUUUUCUCUUAAAUCCCAACAUGCAAAUCUUUGUAUCUACAGUAUGUUUGCUUUGAGUUUUAGACCAUUUAAAAAAGAUCUUACCAUUUGUGGAAACUAAUCCAUGUAAUAUUUAUUAGUAAUCUGAUAAUUACUAGGUUAUUACAUGAUUUUGGCAUUGUUUUUUCGGUUUUGAAAAGGAACAAGAGUUGUGAGGACAAUUUAGUGGGGCCCAAACCAGAUCCACCUGGAAGCGGAACUGGAAAUGUGCUCUGCGGAUCCCUUGUAUUAUUUUCAUUGAAAGUUUAGCCGCACAAUGUACCAAAAUUCUUACUUCUUAAUUAGCUGUUACUUAUGAUCAUUAUUCAUUGACAA
This is a messenger RNA of Lactuca sativa (garden lettuce), 849 nucleotides long. RefSeq lists its product as uncharacterized. The record is from RefSeq and is a predicted model, not a curated record. Lineage: Eukaryota; Viridiplantae; Streptophyta; Magnoliopsida; Asterales; Asteraceae.